Messenger RNA from Corticium candelabrum, 690 nucleotides. RefSeq names its product transmembrane protein 220-like. Lineage: Eukaryota; Metazoa; Porifera; Homoscleromorpha; Homosclerophorida; Plakinidae. The coding region runs from base 1 to 555 and encodes 184 amino acids. The transcript has a single exon. The record is from RefSeq and is a predicted model, not a curated record.
AUGGAGAUCUCCGGAGGUGUUUUAUGGCGAGUCAUUAAUUCGGUUGCUGCUUUGUACUUUGCUAUUGCUGCAUACGUACAGAUGAACGAUCCAGAUCCUAUUUUGUGGAUUCCUUUGUACGCUGUGCCUUCUCUUCUUUGCUUUUCUGUCGUAGUGACGCCAACAUGCACAGCUAGCUUCAUGUGGAGCUCACUGUCUUUGGGUCAUGUGAUUGUGUGUUCAACAGGAGCAUUGUAUAUUGGUUCUAUUGGGUUUCUAAAAGGUACACUGAAUCCUCUGAAAGCAGAAGAAGGUCGUGAGUUCACCGGACUGCUAAUUGUUGUCCUUUGGCUAUCUCUAUGCACAGCAAAGUCGAAAGCCAAUCUUCCUGCGUUUACCGUUUCUGCUGUCAAUUUUUUUGUGGCCGUCCUUGCCAUUUUACCUGUCUGUACGUGGCUUUACUGGCACUUCAGAGAGCAAUACAACUGGGAAUUACCUGAACAUUGCAAAGGGAGUUUUGGAGACUUGUUGGGAAAGGACACAUUUGAUACUACGGAACACGUACGCGUAAAAUAGAACAAUGGACAGCGCGUAGGUAGUUCUAUAUUUUGUACAAAUUGAUAGUUACGUAUAUACAAACAGACUGUAGCCUAAUUAGAGCCUUUGGCAAUCAGAUCAGGCAACAUUGGAAAGCUGUUAAAUUUACCUAUU